AAUAAAUUCUGAAAGCAUGAUCGAUUAUUGGAUUACACUGCUUCUGGGCCUAAGUGUGAACUUGGGAUGCACCAGCGGCUACAACUACUGCUCCAAUAAGAGCCAUACCUGCGACAAGGCUGGCUUGAAGCAUUUCAUAUGUCGCAAAGAAACCGAGUUCAAGCCGCUCUUCAACACGGCACGAUACGUGACCACCUUACCUGAAACAAUGCGAUUGAGACGAACCAUUCUCGACUAUUUUAAUCGUUUUCGUGAUGAGUUGGCCUCCGGUGAACUGUUGACCAAUUCGAACAAGAGCUUCAAAAGUGCCGCUCGAAUGCGGGCUCUGAUCUGGGAUGAAGAAUUGGCGUAUACGGCCCGAAUGCACGCCUCCACCGUCUCAUUCAAGCAUUCCGAAUGCCGCAGCGUCUCACGUUUUCCCAUGACUGGCGAGUCACUGGGCUUGGUUGGUGUGAGUUCCGAGCCGAGGAAAAUUGAGGAUAUACUGAAUUUGACGUUGCGGGUCAUGUUCGAUGAAUUUCUAGCUGUGGAGGAUCCUGACAGGAUUGUCGACUUCUUCGACCCAUUAAGCGAUUAUAGCGUGGCACAUUUUUCCUGCAUAGGAAAUGAUCGGCUAUCUCGAGUCGGCUGUGGCAUUGCCACGGCCACGAGAUGUAGCAAAAACAAAAAUGAGGAAGGCUAUUGCCACUUUUUCACCUGUCACUAUGAUUAUACGAACAUAGCUUAUUCUUACAUGUACAAAGCGGGAACAGCAGCAAGUCAAUGCGACGAAUGGAAAUCGCUUCCCAGUGCCUCGUAUCCGAAUUUAUGCGAAAAUACCGGCCAAAUCUUCCCAUUAGAUCAUGGCGACGAGAAUAAAACUGCAAGCUAAAUAUAACGCACUGUAUAUAAAUUUAUAUAUUUUUUCUGAGUACUAUUGUGUUUGCUUAUUGUUUUUUAUUAAUAAAUGAAUAUUCCGGUAGGCUCUGGCUGCAACUUUUUCAUUAAAGAAUUCCGGGGAUGUUAUAGAAUUGGUAUACUUUCUGGUUAUGUAACUCAUUCCGAUCAAGUAGUGGGUAUUUAAAGUGAAUUCGGGAAGUAAAAAAUCGGAACUUUCCUGAUUAUUUUGGAUGCGUAUCGCCUGUCACAUCAUUCAAUCUUAAAAGUCUGAGUGAGUUGGCGAUUAAAACUGAUUGUUAAUGCCACAAACGAUAUUAUCGCAUAUAUGUACAUAUGUAUGUAUGUAUGUAGUUUAUAUAAGUCAAACCGACUUAUUGUUCGAUUACACAAACCCCAAAUACUUGUAUGGGAGCUAUUGUUCAAUACAAACGUACAUACUCGUAUGUACUAGUGUACUAGUAUAUGCUUCAGUUACCUUUGAGAGAUUUUUCAUGUAUUUUAGAUUAGUCACUUA
This is a messenger RNA of Scaptodrosophila lebanonensis, 1393 nucleotides long. RefSeq names its product venom allergen 5-like. NCBI's taxonomy places the organism in Eukaryota, Metazoa, Arthropoda, Insecta, Diptera, Drosophilidae. Bases 17 to 871 code for a protein of 284 amino acids. The transcript is spliced from 5 exons. The record is from RefSeq and is a predicted model, not a curated record.